Messenger RNA from Suillus paluster, 1225 nucleotides. RefSeq lists its product as uncharacterized. Bases 129 to 956 code for a protein of 275 amino acids. The record is from RefSeq and is a predicted model, not a curated record. The transcript has 7 exons. NCBI's taxonomy places the organism in Eukaryota, Fungi, Basidiomycota, Agaricomycetes, Boletales, Suillaceae.
CCAGAACUUACCGCCAUGCACGAACUCAUUUUAUUUUCAGCGUUUAAUUUCCAUGAAAAGCACCUUGUUUGCCCAAGUACUUAAAUUGUACGCCUCAUUGACAAGACUAGCUUGACCACGUAAAAAUUAUGCCUGCUGAGCCAGACCGUCGAACCCUCCUCAUUCCUGCAAACCUCGGCACGCCCGCCCAAUAUGAUCGAUCGAUCUUCCCUAUCAUGAGACUUAAGGAUAAAAACACUCUUGGGCAGAUCGAUAUAGUACUAGAAGCCACGCUGGACGAGGUAUUCAAGAUACGCCAGAUGGCCACUGAUAAGAAGCAGCUCCAAGAGCUACUUGCCGAGACGAAGGUCGAGUAUGACAACCUGGUUGCAGAAAAGGAGAAACUGCAACAGCAAAAUAAAUCAUUCAAUCCAGUGAAAUUGUUCUCGGCAUAUCGUUCAACUCGGUUGCUUGCGGAAGCAGGGAAAACGUUGUACACGAGAACCAGAUCCACGUCAGAGAGGAUGAGAAGGCAAUUACUCUCUGUUGCCUCAACAAACGUUGAGCGUGUACAGUAUGACGACUUGCCGUCUGACGCUCACAUUAGCGGAAUCGCUGUUCAACUGGAGUCGCCAUUGGACGAAUCCACUGCUUCAUUUUUCACCGAAGCUGCGAGUUUCAUUGCAUCUCAGGUGGACCUGCUUCCCGAGGGAAACCCUUUUGCCGAUGAGCACCAAGUAGAAGAUGAUUCUGGAGUUAGUGAGAGCACUGAACACAGUUCGACUGUAGACUCAUCAGCCAGCAAUGAUGGAGUUGCAUCACCAAGCACUUCUCGUCUUUCCGGAGCAUCUUCGUCGGGAUCUGGUAAUAACUAUUUCAUUUUUAACAAUAGCUACGUUGCCUCGAGAUCUGCCAUCCACACACCAACUUUAAACCAUGGUGGGUCACAUAACCAAGGGUCGUCUCCUCGCCACUAACGCUGUCGAUUUUUGAGUUUUGUCUACGGACCAUCCAUUAUGGCGUCGUAUACCUCAUUGUUUUCAACUUUGACUACUUUACCAUGUCGUGCAUGCAUACUAUGAUGAUUAUCAUGUUUUACGUCUAGACACUGUAUAUACCGUACCUCCGAUGACCACUGUUUCGUGCUGUACGACAUUGCAUUAUCAGGAGGGGCGAAGUUUGAAGACGCCCGCAAACACAUCUCGGCGCACGAGACAGAAUCGUGUACGAGAACGGUGAUCCCGAC